GUCACUGAAGACAGGCCGGCGGGGGGAGCAGGCGCGCCAGGCAGCCUUGCGAGCGCUACCCCGGCGGCGUGCGCAGAGGACGGGCUUCGGAGCCGAGCGCGGGGCCAACCUGCUGCGGAAACUCGCUCUCCUCCCCGGCGGCGCUUGCCAGGCUAGCCCCGCUCCUACGUGCCCUCAGAGGAGCCCUGCUCGCGCUCAGAUUCAUGAUGUUGACAGUUAUGUUCUUAGCGGCUUUCACUCUUACUACAGUAAAUUCACAGGAAACUGAAGAAACUAUAACAUACACGCAAUGUACAGAUGGCUAUGAAUGGGAUCCUGUCAGGCAGCGGUGCAAAGAUAUUGAUGAAUGUGAAAUUGUCCCAGAUGCAUGCAAAGGUGGGAUGAAAUGUGUUAACCACUAUGGAGGAUACCUCUGUCUACCUAGAACAGCUCAAAUUAUUGUAAAUAAUGGGCGAGAAGACACAGCUGCUGAAUCCACUGGUGGACGAAACAAUGUCAUUCGACGGACCCCUGCUGAUCCUCAUCGACCACCUCCAAAUCCAACUCACCAAAUACAGUGUGCAACUGGGUAUGAGCAAAGCGAGCAAAAUGUGUGCCAAGAUAUAGAUGAAUGUGCAACAGGAACCCAUAACUGCAGGGCAGAUCAAGUAUGCAUCAAUUUAAGAGGGUCUUUCAGCUGCCAGUGUCCCUCAGGUUACCAAAAACGCGGGGAACAGUGUGUUGACAUAGAUGAAUGCAAUCUCCCUCCAUACUGCCACCAUAGAUGUGUGAACACUCCAGGUUCCUAUUACUGCCAGUGCAACUCUGGGUUCCAGUUAGCAGCCAACAACCACACUUGCGUAGACAUAAACGAAUGUGAUGCCAACAACCCAUGCGCACAACAAUGCUACAAUAUACUUGGUUCUUUUAUCUGUCAGUGUAAUCCAGGAUUUGAGUUAAGCAGUGACAGAAUCAACUGUGAAGAUAUUGAUGAAUGCAGAACUUCAAGUUACAUAUGCCAGUAUCAGUGUGUCAAUGAACCCGGGAAAUUUUCAUGCAUCUGCCCUGAGGGAUACCAGGUGGUAGGAGCUAGAACAUGUCAAGAUAUAAAUGAAUGUGAGACUACUAAUGAAUGCAGAGAGGAUGAAAUGUGCUGGAAUUAUCAUGGUGGAUUUCGUUGUUACCCAAGAAAUCCUUGUCAAGAACCUUAUGUCCUGACAUCUGAGAAUCGCUGUGUAUGCCCAGUUUCCAAUGCCAUUUGUCGAGAGCUGCCAUACUCUAUUGUGUACAAAUACAUGAGUAUCCGUUCAGACAGAACUGUGCCCUCUGAUAUCUUCCAAAUUCAGGCAACAACUAUUUAUCCCAAUACUAUAAAUACUUUCCGGAUUAAGUCUGGAAAUGAAAAUGGAGAAUUCUACCUGCGACAAACAAGUGCAAUAAGUGCAAUGCUCGUACUGGUGAAAUCACUAUCGGGACCAAGAGAACAUAUUGUAGAUCUGGAGAUGCUGACAGUCAACAGCUUGAACUAUCGUACAAGUUCAGUGCUAAGAUUAACAAUAAUAGUGGGACCUUACUCAUUUUAGUUAUUAACCCUUCACAGGCACCUAAAGCAGCCAAAGAAUAUUAUCUUAAAGAAAGCACUUACUAUUUUAUUUAUAGAUUUUGCUUUUUUUUUUUAAGAUUUAUUUAGUAAAUCAACAUCUAUAACCCACACAUUAUACCUGUUAUUCAAAAUUAAUACGUGUGUUCCAUAUUAUAAUGUGGGUGUUGUCACUUGCUGUAUAAAGACUAAAAAGUCUUGCCUUAAUUACUGUACUUGGAUUAGACAUCUACAUAUUAUACUUUUGUACAAGAAAAUAUAGGCUUACACUAUUUUGUAAAACUUCACUUUUCCUAGCCAAGUAGUCAUACAAUUAAAAGGUGAUCUCCUGUGUUGUUUAUAAUAGAUUUUAAGUUCUAGCACAGUUACAUUGAAUCUCAAAAAGGAUAAUAUAACAUUAAUGAAAUACAAAAUAAAAGCUUUCUAAUAGGUUACAAUGUAUUUCUCCUUUUUAAUUGCCUUGUAAGAAAGGAUAAAGGUCAAUAAAAAUCUAUUUCUUUAGACACUUAUGUGCUAUCAAGUUGGUUUUUUAAUCUGGUUUGGCGUAAAUUAACAUUGCAAAAAAUAUUUUGCAUUACAUGUUUCUUAAGGAUCUGAUAUAUGUAAAGACUUUUUUAAAACAUAGUAGACAGUAACAUUUGAUCUUUCCAAGAAAAAUGGGAUAUGAUAGGAAAACUUCAACAGUAAGUGAAACUCUCAAAGGAAAAUCAUCAACUGAGAAAUAUUUCUGUAUAUGACUGCUUGUUUAUGAGACCGGUACUACUAGUUUUUGUGUAGAGGGAUACUGCAUUUCUAGACAGAAUUUAAAUGCUACUCUUCCAGAAAUACAAAAUUGUAUGCUUAGAAUUCAGAACAUUUUCUUGAUGAUUACGUUUUAUGCCAUAUUUUCAAGCAAUUGGUCCUAUUCCUGUUUUCUGUAACUUGGAUUUUUGUUUCUCAUGUACAGUGUUCAUAGUAAUUCAAGAAUUAAUACAUCUUCCUUGUAAUAUGUAAGACCUUCUCCUAUUUCUUGUUUAAAAUGUAAUAGUUUAUACUUUGGUGUACAAAGUUUUUUAAUAAAUAAAUCUCUCUCCCAUAGUGA
Messenger RNA from Malaclemys terrapin pileata, 2660 nucleotides. It is a transcript of the gene EFEMP1, whose product is annotated as EGF containing fibulin extracellular matrix protein 1. Gene Ontology annotation, molecular function: calcium ion binding. The coding region runs from base 204 to 1562 and encodes 452 amino acids. The transcript has 11 exons. Lineage: Eukaryota; Metazoa; Chordata; Testudines; Emydidae. The record is from RefSeq and is a predicted model, not a curated record.